Molecule: messenger RNA, 9956 nt
Organism: Salvelinus fontinalis (brook trout)
Lineage: Eukaryota; Metazoa; Chordata; Actinopteri; Salmoniformes; Salmonidae
Product: protein phosphatase Slingshot homolog 1-like
Exons: 14
Coding region: 503-3670 (1055 amino acids)
Biological process (GO): actin cytoskeleton organization; negative regulation of actin filament polymerization; protein dephosphorylation
Cellular component (GO): cytoplasm
Molecular function (GO): actin binding; protein tyrosine/serine/threonine phosphatase activity
Source: RefSeq, a predicted model, not a curated record
CUUGAGUCGUAAACACUUCUAGCUAUACAGUGUCCCGUUUAUUUGUGCGUACGUUUGAGUCUGUGAGUUUGAAUGUGUGAGAAAUGAGGAGGUUUAUUUGUGAUAGUCUGAGUGUUUAAGAGAGUGCGUGAGAGAGGGAGAGAGAGAGCAAGAGGAAUUAGAUUUUGUUAUCGUGUGAGAGCGAGUGAGGGAGGCAGAAGGACACAAGCCUCUGCCUGCGGGUGGAGACAGUGCGCAGCAGCAAGUCUUCUUAGGCAGGAGCACUCUGACUUGGCUUGUCUUCACUGCUUUACUCAGUGCUACUACAGAGCAGCAGGCAGCCGCCUACCUACAUCUCACAGAAGAGACCGGACUAAGUAAGUCUGUCACCCAGGGUUUGGGUCAGGCCGUGACGCGAUCUCUCUCUUUACAUUACUUUACUCCAACUCUGUUUCUUGGAUCUGAAGACAAGGGCUGCAGAGCAGACGGGAGAGGCUAGAGAUCUCUCUGGCCGGUCAACAGAAUGCAUCUGGUGGUGGAGUCCCCUCAGGAGGCUGUGCUAAAGAUGCUGCCCUAUUUUGUUGAGAACGCCGUGCUGACCCAGAGCGAGAGAUGCUGCAUCCUGAGCGAGAGCUUCUUCAUGGUGAAGGGUGCCGCCCUCUUCCUGCAACAGGGCAGCAGUCCUCAGGACCAGAAAGCUCAUCCCCACCACAAACAUGCAGGAGACUUACCUCAGCACCUGCAGGUGAUGAUCAACAUUCUUCGCUCAGAGGACCGAAUCAAACUGGCGGUGCGGCUGGAGAGUGCCUGGUCAGACAGAGUGCGUUACAUGGUGGUGGUGUACACUAGCGGACGACAGGACACAGAGGAGAACAUCCUGCUGGGCAUAGACUUCAGCGACAAGGACAGUAAAAGCUGCUCUGUUGGCAUGGUGCUGCCUCUGUGGAGUGACACCAAGAUCCAUCUGGAUGGAGACGGGGGUUUCAGUGUGAACACAGUGAGCCGGAAUCAUGUCUUCAAACCUGUGUCUGUACAGGCCAUGUGGUCGGCUCUGCAGAUCCUCCACAAGGUGUGUGAGGUGUCCCGCAGGUACAACUACUUCCCCGGGGGCAUGGCCCUCACCUGGAUGGGUUACUAUGAGAGCUGCAUCGCCUCAGAGCAGAGCUGCAUCAACGAGUGGAACGCCAUGAGAGACCUGGAGACCUUGCGGCCUGACUCCCCCACCAUGUUUGUCGACAAGCCCACAGAAAGGGAGCGGACAGAGUGCCUUAUCAAAGCCAAACUCCGUAGCAUCAUGAUGUUCCAGGACCUGGAGAACGUUACCUCUAAACAGAUCCGGACGGAGCUGGAGCAGCAUAUGAGCUGUAACCUGAUGCAGUACAAGGAGUUCAUCGACAACGAGAUGCUGCUGAUCCUGGGCCAGAUGGACAAGGCAACACUCAUAUUUGACCACCUCUAUUUGGGAUCUGAAUGGAAUGCCUCCAAUCUGGAAGAGCUUCAGGACACUGGGGUGGGCUAUAUCCUCAACGUCACCAGGGAGAUAGAUAACUUCUUCCCAGGAACAUUCUCCUACCACAACAUACGGGUCUAUGACGAAGAGGAUACAGACCUGCUGGCCCACUGGAACGAGACAUACAACUUCAUAGUUAAAGCAAAAAAGAACCACUCCAAGUGUCUGGUCCACUGUAAGAUGGGUGUCAGCCGCUCAGCCUCCACCGUUAUUGCUUACGCCAUGAAGGAGUAUGGUUGGUCACUGGAGAAGGCCUUCAACUUUGUCAAGCAGAAGAGAAGCAUCACACGGCCCAACACAGGCUUCAUGAGACAGCUGGCUGAGUACGAGGGCAUCCUGGACGCCAGUAAGCAGCGCCACAACAAGCUGUGGCGUCCUGACCGCCCCGACCCAGACUGUGACCUCCAUGAGGGCCAGCAGGCCCAGUGCUGUGGGGGGGAGUACCCAGCGAACCGGACCCCUGAGCCGGGGAUGUCCCCCUGCUAUGAGGAGGCUCUUGAGGAGAAGGGGGCGGCAUGUCCCCUUUCCCCCUGCAGGAUGAUCAGUCUGGAGGUAGACCCCGCCUACAACAACUACUACUUCCGCAGGCUGUCUGACUCGGCCCUGGACAGUGACCCCUCCACGCCGGUGCGCGCUCCGCCCCUCCUGGACAUGGAGCGGGUCUUCAUAGAGAUUGAGGACGUGGAGCGCGACGCCCUGCUGGAUGACGAGGCCUUUGAGGGGCGAGAGGGCCUGCCGCUGCCACACUUUGGGCUGGCUGGGGUGGGGACGGCGGCCCAGACCUCUUGCCGAGGACCAGAGUCCCUGGAAGAGCUGCGCCUGCGUCUGGAGUUCAGCACCGUAGAGGAGGAGGAUGAGGAGGAGGUUCAGAAAGAUGAGGCAGAGAUGGAGGCGUUAGCACAGCCAGGAGGAAGAGUGGGGAGUGCAGGAGGAGGUGAUGGUGAUGGAGAGGUAGAGAUGGUUCAGGAAGAGGAGGGAGAGAAGGAGGGCAAUGGGCUGGACCUGGUAACCCUGAACCAGAACUCCAACAAUAACAACCACUUUAAUACCCUGUCCAGCCUCAAUGACACUGCUCCUUCCAAACCCGCUCACCCAGUCAAGCCUUCAGCUCUCUCGCGAUCAGACAACAAGCCCAGCCAUAACAUGGAUUCACUGACCCAGGAUGCUGAUCUCAGCCUUAACCCCACACACCUCCCCAGCGUGCCCAGUGUCUCUGUGGAGGUCCCAAGUGCCACUCUCCCUCUCCCACUUACCUCCCCUGACACACCCUGUACCCCCAGCCUGCUGCACCCCUGUGGCCCUCUGUGUGACUGUGCCAACUGUGCUGCUCCGCCCUCUACACCUCUGCCUGAUGCCCAGGACUCCCCCUGCUCUCUGACAUCUGAGGACAUAGCUGGUGAGGCCAAGGGUGAGGAAGGGGAGCUUUUAGGGGUCUCUGAGCCUCUCCCUGUCCCAGAGCUGCUGGGACUGAACCUGGAGGAGAAGAGGCCGGUGGUGGCCUGCUACGUGGCCCAGCAGCAGGAGACUCUAGUGCAGCUACAGAGGUCAGGGCUGGUCCGCCGGAGGGCAGAGAGGCUGGAGAGGCUGUCAGGUCUGUCCCAGGAGGGGCUUCAUCCCUUGGAGCCUCUAGACAGCCCCCACUCAGGAGCCAGGGAGGGCCCCAGUCCUGUGGAGGUGGAGGAGUUCUCAGCCUUCCCAGAAGACUUCCCCAAGUCCUCCACACCAUGCCCAGUGCCCCUAGAGCUGCUGGUGGUUCCUCUGACUAACGAGGCCCUGCUGGGUGCAGUGGGCUCUGGGGGGCUGACGCCCAACUCUUCCCCCCAUGGCUCCACACUGACACGUAGCUCCAGCAGUGACAGCAUCCGCAGCGUCAGGGGCAAACCCGGACUGGUGCGCCAGAGGGCUCAGGAGAUCGAGACCCGCAUGCGGCUGGCCGGCCUCACCGUGCCCUCAAGCCUCAAACGCUCCAACUCACUGGCCAAACUGGGCAGCCUCAACUUCUCGGCUGAAGACCUGUGCUCUGUCUGCUCCUCGGAUGCAGGCACCCUCCUGCUCCUCUCUCUUUCCCCAGAGCCAGGCCUACAAUGGGAGUGCCCCUCCACCUCUUCCUCCACCCAGCCCAGAGCACACAGGGACCAGACCACCCCAGAGAGAGCACUGUCCGGGGGUCCCAGGAGCUGACAGGAAGGAUGGAGGGACACUCCUCCACCCAUCCCUCCAUCCCCCAAUCUGAGCUGGGGAGGGUCACACAGAUUUUGGAGAGGGGAGAGGGACAGUCUUAAAAAACAAAUGUGUAUAUAGAAUUAUACAUGUAUAAAUAAACAUUUUAAUAAUAUAAAUAUAUAUAUUAAUAUAAAUCCACAUCAUAUUUAAGGAAAAAUAAACAGAAUCCAAAUAUUAUACCAUAAUUCAGACGGUAUCUUGGUUGAAGGCUGCUCGGUAUCUUGGUUGAAGGCUGCUCGGUAUCUUGGUUGAAGGCUGCUCGGUAUCUUGGUUGAAGGCUGCUCGGUAUCUUGGUUGAAGGCUGCUCGGUAUCUUGGUUGAAGGCUGCUCGGUAUCUUGGUUGAAGGCUGCUCGGUAUCUUGGUUAAAGGCUGUUCUUGCAUGGAGGGCAAUGAAUGUGUGCGCAAAGAUGAAUCUCAUACAGAAGACCUGGUCUCCAUCAGGACUUAAAGUGGUUUUCAUGUCUGGUCCUCUGCCUUUCUAGCUGUCCAGAGAUCAGAGUUACAGCUUCAUCAUUAUCAUAAUCAUUAUCAUCACCAUCAUAUACCCUGCCUUUCACAAGCAGAUACAUUUUGUUUUUAUCACAGACUUUAUCAUCACAAUUUGUUGUUUACUUUUCCAUUGGUUAAUGUUAAUUGUGGUGUAUUUUGAUUAAGUGCUGCCUUAGUCAGAGUUGAUCAUCAGAUGAUAUUGAUUUUGCGCUAUCAUUGGGUAUAGAGCUCCCGAAGUUUCACCAUGUGCUGAAAACAAAGGGGAGAAGUGGGUAUAGUUGUCUGUGUUGUAUUUGUCACUGCUAUCUUGGGUUCAGUAAGCAAUAUGAGACGCACAUAGACCGUAAACUUGUCAUAACACAAACAGCACCAUUAAUUCUGUGUGCAUCAUGUAUUUUGGAGAGAAAUGUCGCGAUAGGUCAAAUGUAUGUGACAUCAUCAUAUCGGGUAUGCUAAAAUGUUUUCUUCCUCUUUUCACCUCAGUGUUAAUGACUAUCCGUUACAGGUUGGAGGCUGUUACCAACGAUGUGAUAUUAGAAAUGUAUUUAAAAAAUCAUACAAGCAUAGAAUCUAGCUCCUCUGCUUCUGAGCCUGCGUUGUAUUUAGGUAUUUGCAUAAAAAAGUUAAUCAAUCAGAUUAAUUUUGGAUGAGCCAAAUAUAUAUCAGAAAUCAUUUUCAAACAAUUCAGAUCCCAAAACAUAGAAUACAAAAACAAAAACACCAUAGCCCCCUCCUGUAAGUACUGCAGUGUGAUUCCACUUCUGUAAGAAAAGUAAUUCCUUCAUCCUAGUCCCCUCCAUUUCUGACGCUUUCAUGCUAUAAUGUCCUCCAAGCUUCCAACAUGUCCCCGUGUCAAAACAUCCAGGUAUCAUUCCAAGAAUCUUCUGGGACCAUUCAACCUCUGUGACACCGCGGUGAAGUGGUGCUUUUCAUUUUGUUCAAGUAGUUCUACAGACCCCGCUCUUGUCAGGUGAGAAGUUCACAUGCUUUAUCAUAGAGAUCCUACAUCUCUACGGGCUGUAUGUUGUAUCUAUAUAGGAUCUCUACAUGCUGUAUGUUGUAUCUAUAUAGGAUCUCUAUGGGCUGUAUGUUGUAUCUUUAUAGGAUCUCUACAGGCUGUAUGUUGUAUCUAUAUAGGAUCUCUAUGGGCUGUAUGUUGUAUCUAUAUAGGAUCUCUACAGGCUGUAUGUUGUAUCUAAAUAGGAUCUCAACGGGCUGUAUGUUGUAUCUAUAUAGGAUCUCUACAGGCUGUAUGUUGUAUCUAUAUAGGAUCUCUACGGGCUGUAUGUUAUAUCUAUAUAGGAUCUCUACAGGCUGUAUGUUGUAUCUAUAUAGGAUCUCUACAGGCUGUAUGUUGUAUCUAUAUAGGAUCUCUACGGGCUGUAUGUUGUAUCUAUGUAGGAUCUCUACAGGCUGUAUGUUGUAUCUAUAUAGGAUCUCUACGGGCUGUAUGUUGUAUCUAUAUAGGAUCUCAACGGGCUGUAUGUUGUAUCUAUAUAGGAUCUCUACAGGCUGUAUGUUGUAUCUAUAUAGGAUCUCUACGGGCUGUAUGUUGUAUCUAUAUAGGAUCUCUACAGGCUGUAUGUUGUAUCUAUAUAGGAUCUCUAUGGGCUGUAUGUUGUAUCUAUAUAGGAUCUCUACGGGCUGUAUGUUAUAUCUAUAUAGGAUCUCUACAGGCUGUAUGUUGUAUCUAUAUAGGAUCUCUAUGGGCUGUAUGUUGUAUCUAUAUAGGAUCUCUACAGGCUGUAUGUUGUAUCUAUAUAGGAUCUCUACAGGCUGUAUGUUGUAUCUAUAUAGGAUCUCUAUGGGCUGUAUGUUGUAUGCAGGGUAGUCCGUAGUUGUCUGGUUUAUAGUCUUAAUAUGGUUGUCUCCUGAGCCCCCCAUACUGUACCUGGACUCUCACCUGAGAUUCAACAACAGUAGAGUACAUGAGAAUGAUAUGAUGACACAGCCAAAGGGGCCGGAGAAAGCCAUUCGCUUAACAACAUCUUGCAGCUCCUUUCUACCCUCCCUUCCCAACAUGGAUUAGCCUGUGUCUAGGCCUGGAUUUACCCGUGUAGUUGUACAGGUUCUUUCUGAGACUGGCUACACUAAACACUAAUCUUAUUAGGGGUAGCGAAGUAGUAGCGAAGCUGAGAGAAACCCUAUUGUAUUUGUUGCCGUUCAUUGUUAUACCGGUUCUUUCCGCAAGGAAAAGUAACAUGCAAAUUCCUGUGUAAUGGUAGGGCUGAGGAGGGUACAACUUGGCAUGAUGGGAAAGGCCCAUAGUCCACACCGUUUCAUGUAAUGCCACGCCAGGGCCUCAUGGUGGCGCUAUAUCAAGCGCUUGAAAUUGCACAUUUUGAAAGGUCAUGCGCCUUAUCCCAUGUGACCUAUAGUCCUGAAAUUUAGUACACAGGUUUCUCUCCUCACAAGGAACACAUUUUCCUCAAGAUCCCAUAAGGUCCGCUAUGAUGGAUUUUCUGCCAUUUAGAAUUUUUUGAAAAACACUUAAAUUAAAUCUCCUCCGGAACCACUGGGCCGAUCAGGUUGAAACUUGAUUUAUAGCAUCUAUGGACCAAGGUCUCUCAAUACAAUAUUUUCCUGGCUAGCAUCUGAAAGAACAUGAACCAAUAAACAUCCAAGUGGGUGUGACCUGGCACAUAAAUGCAUAAAAAUCUGACACGGUUAUUCGUAUUGUAACAACUUGCUAUACAUGUUCAAAACACUGUCUGAACUUAACGUAUGCAAGCACAUUUAGAUCGACCACACAGUGGCUAGAAUUGGCACAUAUUUACAUCGCUUGAUCUGUUUGAUUUAGUCGUGAAAUUUGGCACACAUGCUCAGGGAGGCGAGUCUUGCUAAACUGUAGAGUAUGGUUCUGUUUGGCCGCAUGGGGGCGCUGUUGGACAUGAAAAAUAAUACAUGCGAGCUCAUUGGCUUAUAGCGGCCAUAUUGUUUGAGCUAGAGUCUUAUUUGAAGACGUGUCUAUAGAUGCUAAAUACCAAAUUUGGUGCUGAUCGGUCCAGCGGUUCUGGAGAAGAUGUUUAAAGUAGUCAACAUUUGAAAGGUCCAAAAUACAUCAAAAGUAUGUUGCAUGAUCUGUUGGAUUUUGAGUUCUGAUAUUUGGAAAGCGUGGGAAGGAGUACAGAAGUGGCUCGCCCUCGGGUGACGUGUUUAAUUUGCUCUGGAGCCAUAGCUUGAACCCCGGCAUGGCUGCUUGCAGCUAUAUGUUAAACUGCUCUCAGUCAGGUUUAUAAUUUGAGCAGGGAACUCACAGGAUUCCCCACCUCCGUAACUUCUUUUUGAUCCACGCUUGUCUGUAAUCAUGUCCUUUAUUGCGUCUGAGAACUGAGUUGUGCUGCAUAAUUGAAUUUGUGAGCAGUUGCAUUGGGAGUUGUACAAAGUCUUCUUUAGGAUCCAGAGAACGUUUUUCUCUGAUCUUUCCUCUGAGGGUCACACCAUUCCUCAUGCAUGAAGUCACAAGAGCCAUGUGCCAUUUCACUUCCAUCAUUCUUCUUUCUCUCCCUCUUCCUGUAUCACUACUGCUGUUCUGAAAGUGUCCCACUGACUAUUUCACAUUCUAUGUCACCCAAUUCAUUCCACUCAGCUUGUCUUCAUCUAUAAGUGAAAAGAAUAGAGGUUCUUUAUGCAACAUCUUGCUACUUUGCCAUAUGUUUUUUUACAAAAAUGUUGCAGUCAAAUAUUUUGUUUUGAAAUGAUUUUUUAAGUUCAGUAUUUGUGUGUUUGUGCAUGAGAGUGGUUACAUGGUUACUGUGAACUAUUUAUGAGAAGUGAAAAUAAACUUUAAAGACAUGAAUAGGUUCAUAUUGCACAUGCAUUUCUCCCACAAGUAUGAGAGCACAUGAAGUAUGUACUGUAUGUUAAUAUGUAUGUACAGUAGUUGAUGAUGUUACAGAAGAUACUGCUGUAUAGUACUGUUUGUAUGUGUCUGGUAACAUGGAGAGCACAGACUUAAUUCUUCCCAAUGACUCCAGUUCCUGUGCGGACACACACACUGUUACUGCAAGCAGUGUCCUUACAGUUUUAAUCAGUUGUACUGUGUGUGUGUGUUUGUGUAUGUAUGUACAUAUGCUAUUUUAUUGAAAUGCUGUGUCAGAGAUGCCUGUUUUUAUUUUUGGUUCUAUUGGGCACAACCCAUACAGCCACUUACCGCUGAAAUCUUGACCUCAAAGAAAGUGUUCAAUUAGCUGGCACAUUGCCUCUGUCUACCCAGGGUUCUCCCCAAAGAAUGUAAUAGAGGCGCUGUGCCACCUUGUGGACUAGCUGCGCCACUAUGUAAUAUUUAGUUAAGUCAAUUAAAAAUAAACAUAGUACUUUAUUUGUUAUCAUAUACGAUUUUUGGGAGGUCUAGAUUGCAGUAAAUGGCAGUUACAGGUGUUUAAAAAAUGCCAAAGUUCCUGGGGAGAACCCUGCUACCAUGAUAACAUUUAUGAUGCACUAUCAAGGAAAAGAUACUGUGUAAAAGUGUGUAUUUGUUGUGGCACACAGAAACACUGAUGUGCACAUAUACAGUACCUCUGUACUGUAGAGAUGGCUCUGUAAUGUUUCUCCCCAGUUUACACCCUUGCUGCUUUCAUUACAGGAUGAGGGUUUAGUUGCCGUUUUUCCUUCUCCGCUGUACAGUAGAUCUCAGAAGGCAGAACGAUGGAUGUGCUUCCCAGGUGCAAGGCCAACAUCUCUGGACAGCAGGGCUGUCCUAUGGUGUGUGAAUGUGUGUGCAAUCAUGUAAUAUGCACACUGGUUAAAAUGUGAGUGGCAAUCUGGUCCCUUUUAAAAAUGUAUGCCAACCUCUGUUGUGGAGUGUGUUCAGUGUGGCGUCUGAUGCUGCACACAGUGCAGAUGGCGGUCCUUAGUGGUAUAUGAGUGUGUGAGCCAUUAGUCCACAUCCAUUUAGGUUUGAUUUAUGGACACACAAGUGCCUUAGCCGGGAGACCAGAGGCAUAGAGCAGUGUGUGUGUGUGUGUGGAGCUGCCAGUAUUUCAGAGGGUUUGGAUGGAAGGGUAGAUGCAUGAUGGGACACUCUGUGGCAAGACUUCCCUUUCGCUUUAGUAGAACAAUAGCCCUGCAUUUCGUUUCAGUUCUUUCAUUGUUGUUAUUUCUCGUAAUAGACUUCGAUGUGAAACAAGAAUCUGAAACCUGGUGUUCCUUUAUUUUUUAACCUUCUGGUACAUUCUUUGAUUUGAAGAGGAAUAAAACUGAAUCUACUCUUCUCUUCCUUAUCACGUUCACAUGUCUAUCAGGGUUGCCGAGACGGGAUCUUGACUCCAAACUUGUUCGUGCCCUUUAAAUGUGGAAGAAGACCAAAGUUCUAUCCAUGGGUGUUGUCACUAAAUAGAGACACCAUUGAAGCUGUUAAAAGAUACAAAAUGAGAAUCAGAAAUGUCUUUUAUUUAUGUGUGUCUGUGAUCUCUGUUACAUCUUAUGUAUUGCACUUUUGGGAGAAACAGAAGUGAUACAGUGGAAUCAUCCGCAUUGUGUCAUACCGAUAGAUGAGUGUUCCUAUCACUAAUGGUUUAUGAAGCUUCUCAUAGGCUUAAAGUCAAACCAAUUUGGCAAAGAUCACAGUGAUAGGUUGCUCCACAUUAUUUUUAUUUUUUUUACAAUUUCUCUUUUUUUAUAUUGAAGUAUGCAGUAAUUUUUUUGUACUGUAAUUUUGCUGUAGUUUGAAUGCAUAUUGCACUUUUUUUUAUUUUUACAUUUGUUAAAAUAAUGUACUGUAUGUGUUUAUGAAAAUAAAUGUUUUUUCAUGCU